AUGGAAAAUUUCUCUGACAAGUUAAGGAUGUCUCUUAGAAAGUCUUUAAGUUCAAAAGUUUACUCAUUUACUUCAAUCAGUUACAAGAUUAAUUUGAAGUUCGAUUUGGUACGCCCAACUGUUGAACAUUUCUCAGAAACUCCUUUUUAUGUUGAUGCUUCAGAAGUUUCAAUUUCAUGCAUGAUCACGGUUGAAAGUGAAGCGAAAAAAUAA
Messenger RNA from Clunio marinus, 213 nucleotides. Lineage: Eukaryota; Metazoa; Arthropoda; Insecta; Diptera; Chironomidae. The record is from the annotation of a GenBank genome assembly.